GUCAAAGCCUUAUGCUUACAAGGAUAAUGCUCAUUGUUUCCAGGCAAUUUCUUCAUUAGAACUUUCAGUUUCACUAUUCCAAUAGUCAACUUCAAUUGAACUUUCAUAUACAGAAACUGAUAUACACAUACAUAGACAUAUAUACACACCUAAACACCUAUAUAUUCACAUCAAAACCCUCAAAACUCUUCAGUUUCGAGGAUUUGCAAGUGUUUUCAGUAAAAAUGGGAGGCAAGAAUUCAAGAGAAACAUCACCAAGAAUAAGGAGAGACUCCGGUUAUCUAUGGUCAACGAGUGUUACUUCCACACCAAGGCGUUACCAUGCUCAUCCAGCUCCUUAUAGUUACGGGCCACCACCGACUCAAAGAAGGUUGGAUAGAAAGUAUUCAACAAUAGCCGAUGACUACGAGACGCUUGAACAGGUUACUUCGGCUCUUGCUCAAGCAGGCCUCGAGUCAUCGAAUCUUAUUGUUGGCAUCGAUUUCACCAAAAGCAAUGAGUGGACAGGGACAAAGUCGUUCAACAGAAGAAGCUUGCAUAACAUCGGAGUGGUGCAAAAUCCGUAUGAGCAAGCAAUAUCAAUCAUCGGGAAAACACUAUCCGCUUUUGACGAGGAUAACUUGAUCCCAUGCUUCGGGUUUGGAGAUGCCUCGACACACGAUCAAAGUGUAUUCAGUUUCUAUCCGGAUUCGAGUUUUUGUGAAGGAUUUGAGGAUGUAUUGAAACGAUAUAGAGAGAUCGCUCCUCAACUCAGACUUUCUGGGCCUACAUCUUUUGCACCUAUAAUAGAAAUGGCCAUGACAAUUGUUGAAGCAAGUGGUGGUCAAUACCAUGUUUUGCUGAUUAUUGCCGACGGCCAGGUAACAAGAAGUGGUGAUACCGAGUUCGGUCAACUCAGUUCACAGGAACGGAACACCAUUGACGCCAUUGUAAAAGCAAGUAAAUACCCAUUGUCGAUAAUAUUGGUAGGGGUUGGAGAUGGUCCAUGGGACAUGAUGAAGGAAUUCGACGACAACAUACCUUCUCGAGCCUUUGACAAUUUGCAGUUUGUAAAUUUUACAGACAUUAUGUCGAAAAAUGUGGAUCCCAUGAAAAAACAGACAGAAUUCGCGUUAACUGCGUUGAUGGAAAUACCUUCACAAUAUAAAGCAACCCUCGAGCUCAAUCUACUCGGUGCCCGGACUGGUUAUUCUCCGAACACUGUUCCUCUUCCACCACCUUGCGGUGGUAAUUUGCAGUUCACGAAUCGAAGCACACGUCAGUAUCUUGUAAAUGAGACAGUAGUACAUCCGUCGUAUGACAAUAGGGUGUGUCCUGUGUGCCUUAGUAACCCCAAAGACAUGGCAUUCGGUUGUGGGCAUCAGACAUGUUGCAACUGUGGAAUCGAUCUUCAGUUAUGCCCAAUUUGCCGGGAUGUAAUCAACACCAAAAUAAGGUUGUAUCAAUAGCAUCAACUCAACAACAUAAUCUUAUUUAGUAUCUGAUUGAUUGUGUUUGACAUCGUGUCAUGAUAUUGCCCAUUCGUUUACAUCAUGUUUGAGUCUCCAUUGUGAAACAAGUCGUUUUGAAUGUAUUUUGUAUUUAUCAUGUACAAUCGCUUGUAACAUAAUCAAUUUUCUAUUUUGUAUUUUUGAUAGCUCCUCAAGUAAACAUGAAC
This is a messenger RNA of Lactuca saligna, 1657 nucleotides long. The record is from the annotation of a GenBank genome assembly. NCBI's taxonomy places the organism in Eukaryota, Viridiplantae, Streptophyta, Magnoliopsida, Asterales, Asteraceae.